Molecule: messenger RNA, 1326 nt
Organism: Carassius gibelio (silver crucian carp)
Lineage: Eukaryota; Metazoa; Chordata; Actinopteri; Cypriniformes; Cyprinidae
Exons: 3
Coding region: 1-1326 (441 amino acids)
Source: RefSeq, a predicted model, not a curated record
AUGAGUGCUGCUGCUGUUGUACGAAAGAAGAGAUAUAAUGUGCGUGACACAUCUAAGUUUCUAAAAACUGUGGGUGGAUCUAAGGAGCACUGCUGUGUGCCACUUUGCUCUGCUUCAAGUCGUUAUAACACUCAUUUGAGCUUCCACCACUUCCCGAAGGACACCAACCUUCGUGCGCAGUGGCUGCACAAAAUUAGGAGGGCACGAUUUUCGGUGACCACCCAUACUAAGGUAUGCAGCCGACAUUUCCACGUGAAAGAAAUUCACACUACUGCUAAGGGUAGACGGGUUUUAGCAGUAGGUUCAGUUCCAUCGUUAUUCGAGUGGAAUAACUACACUACUGCUUCACGGGCCGGUGUUUGGGAGCGCCGAUCUCGACCACCAAGUCCAGAACCUGACCCGCCGGGGCCUGAUGAAGACCUCGAGCAACCAGUCAUGGUCCCGAUGGUCAUGGACCACGACUACGGGGCCAGUCGUACUAUCGAGGCACCAACAGCAAAAAUUGUUAGGGUCACCAGGGCAAAGAAUACCUAUGCUACUACCACAACAAUUGAAAGCCUUUCAACCAGACCAACUAAACUGCUGCCGAUCGAUGAGUUCUUCCUCUUCCUCACAUACCUGUCCACUGGCUGUACCCAGAGAGAGUUGGGUCAUAGAUUCAACAUCCACAGAGCAACAGUCAGCCGGAUCAUUGUGACCUGGGCCAACUUCCUCUACAGCUUACUGGGCUCGGUCUGUAUAUGGAUGUCUCCUGCAGCUGUGAAGGCCAGUCUUCCACCCGACUUCAAUGGCAGCUACAGCGACACACAAGUAGUGCUUGAUUGUACAGAGCUACGGUGUCAAACCCCUUCUUCCCUUCUCCUUCAGAGUGAAGUUUUUUCAAACUACAAGUCCCACUGCACCUUUAAGGCUAUGGUGGGCAUGUCCCCUCAUGGAGCACUGACUUUUGUGUCAGCACUCUUUGAGGGUUCCAUGAGCGACAGAGAGGUGUUUCGUCAGUCAGGGAUUACAUCACUCUUAACACCUGACAUGGCCAUAAUGGUGGACAAGGGAUUCUUGGUGGAUGACCUUGUACCUGGGCCUGUUCAUCGUCCUGCCUUCCUCUCCAAGAGGGCCCAAAUGUCAGAGGUGGAUGUUCUGAAGACGCAGUCCAUUGCCCGUUUGAGGGUGCACGUUGAAAGGUUAAUCAGAAGAGUAAAAGAGAAUAAACUGUUUGAUACCACUAUCCCUCUCUCCAUUGCCGGGAGCAUUAACCAAAUCUUCACCGUCGCCUGUCUCCUCUCAAACUACCAGAAUGGACCUCUGGUCAAGAAAUGGAGAUUAUGA